Molecule: messenger RNA, 1082 nt
Organism: Megalobrama amblycephala (Wuchang bream)
Lineage: Eukaryota; Metazoa; Chordata; Actinopteri; Cypriniformes; Xenocyprididae
Product: histone H2B-like
Exons: 1
Coding region: 135-509 (124 amino acids)
Cellular component (GO): nucleosome
Molecular function (GO): DNA binding; protein heterodimerization activity; structural constituent of chromatin
Source: RefSeq, a predicted model, not a curated record
CUUUUUGGGUUGGUCCACGAAUACUCACAAUCACAGAAGACCGUCCUUCCCGUUUGAAAUUAGCAUAGGGCAGUGUAUAUAAAACCCGCCUGUGAAAGUGUGAACUAAUUUAGCUCUGUUUUGUGAACAAAAAUAUGCCUGAACCAGCGAAGUCCGCCCCAAAGAAGGGCUCGAAGAAGGCCGUCACCAAAACCGCCGGGAAGAGUGGGAAGAAACGGAAGAGAUCCAGGAAGGAGAGCUACGCUAUCUACGUGUACAAAGUCCUGAAACAGGUUCAUCCCGACACCGGAAUCUCCUCCAAGGCGAUGGGAAUCAUGAACUCUUUCGUCAACGACAUCUUCGAGCGCAUCGCCGGUGAAGCGUCUCGUCUCGCUCACUACAACAAGCGCUCCACCAUCACAUCGAGAGAGAUCCAGACCGCCGUGCGUCUGCUGCUACCCGGUGAGCUGGCCAAACACGCCGUGUCUGAGGGCACAAAGGCUGUGACCAAAUACACCAGCUCAAAGUAAAGCGUCACUUGAUCUGAUCAAUGAACCCAAAGGCUCUUUUAAGAGCCACCCAUGUUCUCUUUUAAAAGAGUUUUAGUUUUUCUGCAUAUUUUUAUAUUUUGUACUAGUUUAAUGGUGUUCUAAGUUACUCUUAUUUUAUAUUUUAAAGCUGGCUAAUGAAAUUAAACAUCCUGUAGUUACUUUGGAACAUGGAUUAAGUUAUCUGGUGUGGUAAAUAUUAACACGGCUUUGGCACAAAUAAAAAGUACCUUGCCACAUUUUCAUUAUUAAGAAAGACUGGGGCAGCCAGAAUACAAUAAAGCACAGGAACAUUCAUUCAAGUUUGAGUUUGUCCACUAGGGCAUUUCUUUUAAUUUAUUUAAAAUGAGCAGAUUCAUAAAUGUUCUGCAGUAAAUUAGCUUCUUAAUCUUAGGAGGUUGAGGCCAAAACUGUACAUAUGUGGAUGAUGAUUCUAAUUUGUUAAAACUGAGAUUAAUAACAGAAAGGUGACAACUGCUCACAAAAGUUUGGAAACUGACUACUUGAUCUGUUUUGUCUUAUUAAAGAUAUUCCAUCUGAAAUGAGCAUCAUAAA